UGGGAAUGGGAAUUUGUGUUCGUAGUAUUUAUUUAUUUAUUUAUUUAUUUUUUACUAGUGGAAAUCUAAUUUUGCAUUAAAUAAAGUCAAUAUUACUAUUUGCUUAGAAGUAAACAGUCAAGUUUUGGUAAUAUGAUCCAGGACAGGAAAAGACAGACAUGAAUUGGAGAAUAGAGACUGCGGUGUCAUUAUGUCACUGGCAAUAAUGUUUUUGUUUAUCCACACCAAAACCGAAGCAUUUUGCAUAGAACUUGUACGAUAAACUAGGUGUUAAUUACGUGGAAAUGUAUGAGUGAUUUAAAAAGCAGUAGUGUUCUGGUAAACCGAAGCCACAUACAAUAAAAAAGACAAUUUGGAGAAGAGCACGAGUGACUGACUGUGGGCGGAGAUGAUCCACUUCUGCUAUUGCACAAUAAUACUGUGUCAGGUGACUUUCAGAGCAAUACAUACAGAGGAUUUCAUAUUUUAGACUACUAAGAAAGUUUGUUUUGUUAUAUCGAUGAAUAAUACACGUAAGCCUAAUCGACAGAACAUCGGAUUUAUCAAGAUAUAAAUUCUUCAUAAAAGGCUUACUGUAUAAGGGUAGUUUCACUUUCAGUAAAUCUAUUCGAUUCUACGUAAGAGUGGGAAUAAUGCAUGUGACCCUGUAAUGCCUUAAUUAGGGGGCCACAAACUCACCCUCAAUCAGCAAACUUUUAAAGUGAUGGCUGUAGGAUCCUGUAGCACAGAGAUUCAACAGCGUCGCGUGGAGUUGGUGGAGGACUACAGCAAACACCUGACACACCUUCUGGACGUGCUGUUUAAUGUGGGGGCAGUGACCGAGGAGGACCUCAGUUUUAUUAAAGGUUCUGCUGUUCGAGGAGAGAGAGAAUGUAUGAGAGUUCUGCUGGAUGUGCUAAAUGGGAGAGGAGAAGAAUCAUGCAGGGCUUUCUUCUACGUACUACCAAGUGUUCAAGAUAUGACCGCCAAACUAGGACAGGCCACCAGGCAAGAGCAUCUCAAAAAACACAAGGACAUCUUGGCUAGACAGCAUGGCCUGGUGGACUAUCUCAGCAUCAGAAGACAGACUUUAGGACAGGAUGAGAGUGGGUGCUGGACUGAAAUCACUUUUUCAAGACAAGCUGGUUAUGCAUCGUCUUCUCAAUGCCGACAUGAGUCAGCAGGAGUUGGGGAUGCCUCCAGGACACGAGUAGAUGAGAUCUGCAUUUUCAAGGACCUGUAUGAGAAUCUGCUGUGCAACCCAGCGAGUGGUGUGAACAUGCUGUCAGGAGUUGCUGGAAGUGGGAAAACCACGGUUGUGAGACGCCUGGUGCGAGAGUGGGCUGCAGAAACCAAUUCGUCCAAGACUGUCCUAUCUCUGUCCUUUCUUGAGUUGAACCUCAUAACUCAUGAGCAGAGCUUGCAGGACCUGCUCUCGGAUCACUACAUUCACCUGAAACCUUUCCUGCCCGAGUUACUGAACUCAAACCCAACACAGUUUUUACUCAUCUUAGAUGGUCUGGAUGAGUUCUGCUACCCUCUUAAUUUCGAACAUACUCCUAAGUGUUCAGAUCCUGAUCGGUUGCAGCCUAUACAAUCCAUUGUGGUCAACUUAAUCAAGGGAAAUCUGCUUCCAGGAAUGUCCAUUUUCCUUACUUCACGACCUCAUGCGGUCACCAAAGUCCCUCCAAUUCUGGUCAGCCAGUUUUACAGUCUGCUCGGUUUCUCUGUAGCUCAACAGAAGCAGUACUUUGAGCAGAACUGCAGUUCUCCUGAGGCUGCCAAGGCAGUGUGGGCUUCGGUGUCGUCCCAUAAACCCCUUCUACUCAUGUGCCACAUUCCUGCAUUCUGUUGGAUCAUGUCCACCACCUUGCAUGAUGGUGGCUCCUGCCUUUGUCCCGAUACUGCAGGUGCCAAUUCAGGAGAAAAAGGAGGCCUUGAGGAAGCCAACCAACCAAACUCUUUAUUAGGACCUUCUGAGGAGAACUCCAAACCAGUCACCAUCUCUGAAAUCUACUGCUGCUUUGUUAAAUCCAUCUUGCUAUUCCAUGUGCAAGGGCGUAGCGACGGCCCCUCACUUCAGCAUGCCCCUCACGUCCUUGGGGAAAUGCAGCCUAUUCUCAAAAGCCUGGGAGCUAUGGCCUUCAAAGGUCUCCUGGAGAGGCGGUUUAUCUUUGAAAGCUCUGAUUUGAACUCUUUUAAUCUGGAUAACACCAAACUCUCACAGGUGUUCCUCUCUGAGAUACUUAAAGAGGACCGAGCGUCCCUCACCUUUGAAAAGGGCUUUCAUUUUAUCCACACCAGCUUGCAGGAGUUUCUGGCAGCCCUGUACUAUGCUCUCCAGUUGCUCUCAGGAUCAGAUCCAUUUUCAGGCCUCAGGCCAAGCACAGGCCGCUAUAUCCAGAAUGCAUUUAAGCAAAUGGCAUCAGCCAUUAACAAAUUCAGCAGACCGCAUCGUCUCUUCUGCAGACGCAUUAAGAAAGCUCUUCGCUGUGGUGAACGACAUCAGUCUGGACACAUGGAUCUUUUCUGCAGGUUUGUAUGCGGCCUGCUGGUUCCCAGAACACGUCUCAUCCUAAAUGGAUUUUUCCCUGAUGGGCCCAAGAUGCAUCUGCUCCAUUGCCAGCCCUCUCCAGACCCGACUCCACCUUUCCUUCUCCAUCUGUUACACUCCCAACUCCAGAGCUCCACCCUCAGCCUGGAGAGGCAGGUCAAUAUUUACCACUGUCUAUAUGAGGCCCAGGACCCUGGUUUGUCACAGCGGCUACAGAGUUGGAUGAAAGUUCUUUCACAGCAGGCCUUAGAUCAGUCCGUUUCGGUAAACCGGGACUGGAGUGAGCUGGCUUUCCUGUUACAGCUCACUCCAGACCUGCAGGUUUUAAAUUUAGAUGCUCAAGGACUCGAUGCUGACGGACUACGCCGGCUCCUACCAGUCCUUCCACUUUUUUCAACGCUCAGCCUGGGCCAGAAUCCUCUUGGUUCAGACGGAGCGUCUGUGUUAUCUCUUGUCCUGAGAAACCCAGAUUGUCGAAUUCAGAGGCUGUGGGUGGUUGCGACAGGACUUGGCUGUGAAGGCCUGAAGAUCCUUGUAGAAGCGCUGAAAGAAAAUCGUACUGUGACUGAUCUCAGAAUGGCCAUAAAUAAAAUUGGAGAUGUUGGAGCUGGUUACCUUGCAGAAUUGUUGAAGACAAAUCGCACACUGACGGAUAUCAGACUUCGUGACAACCUAGUGACAGACAAAGGAGCAGAAGUCCUCAUGGCUGCCCUGAAAGAGAACACUACAUUAGAGUAUCUGUGGUUGUUUGACAACAAGUUAACCAAAGAUGGCGUCAAGAAACUGAAAGAAUUUGCAAAGACCAGACCAAACCUUGAUAUUAAAGCUUGUGUCUGACCCACAACCAACAAACUGGUGGUGUAACAACUGGUUCAUGACAAACUUUUCAUUCACACAUUUUAUAUAUACAUUGUUUUACAUAUUGGUAAAAUUGCUCUGAUAUAUUACUUUUAAUACAUAUUAUUAGACUGUUAAAUGAAUAGUUCAGCCAAAAAUAAAAAAUUGCAGAAAAUGUACUCAACCUCGGCCCAUCCAAGAUGAAGAUGAGCUUGUUUCUUCAUUUGAACAGAUUUAGAGAAAUUUAGCAUUACAUCAUUUGUUCACCAACAUAUCCUCUGCAGUGAAUGGGUCCCGUCCGAAUGUGAUGAAGGUGAUAAAAACAUCACAAUAAUCCACAAGUAAUCCAAACAACCCCAAUCCAUCGAUUAACGUCUUCUGAAGCAAAAAGCAGCAUGCUUGUAAGAAACAAAUCCACCAUUACGGUGUGUUUUCACUAUAAACAAAUAUUCCUUUAACUACUCAGGCAACCACUGCCCUCUGCUGGACGUUUAAGAAGCUGUUAUUUGUAUGCUAUAUUUGUACAUUAAUAAGCAACAAUAUUUUCAGUCCUAUUUUAGGAUUUAUAGACCGUUUUUUAACACUGAAUUGCAUUUAUUUAUUUUGUGUAAUAACGUUUUUAUUAUCAAAUCUUUUACAGCUUUUAACAACAAAAAAAACAGUCAGAUUUGACUUGAUCUUAUAAGUUUAUGAUAGACUUCUCAACACACAUCUGUUCUUUUUUUAGUACUUCUUUAUAAAUGAUUGUCUUCUUUAUCUUUUCUGCUAUAAUGUCUCAAACCAGUUCGAUGUUUAUUGCCCAUUUUUGUGGGUGCUUUUACAUGCAGAGCUCAGGGCUCUUAAGAUGCUUCAGAAACAGAAGUAAAGAUGUAAGUGUAAAAUACACAAAGCCAGUGUAUUAUUUGGUUAUUAAAUGCAUUUAUUUUAAAGAUACUAUGUGAAACCAUUACUAAAAUCACAGUAAUGUAUGUUAGAAGCACUUUUGAUCGUACAUAGGCCUACUGGUGAUCUCUAAAACCCAACUAGAUAGAUAGAUAGAUAGAUAGAUAGAUAGAUAGAUAGAUAGAUAGAUAGAUAGAUAGAUAGAUAGAUAGAUAGAUAGAUAGAU
This is a messenger RNA of Carassius carassius (crucian carp), 4478 nucleotides long. RefSeq names its product NLR family CARD domain-containing protein 3-like. Lineage: Eukaryota; Metazoa; Chordata; Actinopteri; Cypriniformes; Cyprinidae. Gene Ontology annotation, molecular function: protein binding. Gene Ontology annotation, biological process: regulation of apoptotic process. The transcript is spliced from 8 exons. The coding region runs from base 704 to 3370 and encodes 888 amino acids. The record is from RefSeq and is a predicted model, not a curated record.